Messenger RNA from Fundulus heteroclitus (mummichog), 2183 nucleotides. RefSeq names its product intermediate filament protein ON3. Gene Ontology annotation, cellular component: keratin filament. Gene Ontology annotation, molecular function: structural constituent of skin epidermis. The transcript is spliced from 9 exons. Gene Ontology annotation, biological process: keratinization; intermediate filament organization. Lineage: Eukaryota; Metazoa; Chordata; Actinopteri; Cyprinodontiformes; Fundulidae. The record is from RefSeq and is a predicted model, not a curated record. The coding region runs from base 99 to 1466 and encodes 455 amino acids.
CAUCGGUAGUCAAACAUUCAGAGGGACUCUCCUUUUGAAGCGUGCACAUCUCCAGUUUUCUUUUGCUCAGCCAGCGGACAAUCUUUAACACUGCCAAGAUGAGGAGAGCAAUGUCAACCACAAGCACCAGGACCGUCAGAAAAUCCUAUGCAACACCUGGCUCCUGGAGCAACCAGAGUUCCGGUUAUGGUUCUGCAACCAGCUACGCUGGUGGCUUCAGCAGCAUGUCUUUGACAAGGCAGAGGUUUGGCUUAAGCCAGCAGAGCAUAACGCCGCAAAUUUCCCCGGUCCAGUUCAACCAGAGCCUGCUGACCCCAAUGCCUAGAAAUUUUGACGACACCGUUCAGGCUAUCCGCAUCCAAGAGAAGGACCAGAUCAAGACCCUCAACAACCGUUUUGCCUCGUUCAUCGACAAGGUCCGUUUUCUGGAGCAGCAAAACAAGAUGCUGGAGACAAAAUGGAGCCUCCUGCAGCAGCAAACCACAAGCCGGUCCAACAUUGACGGCAUGUUCGAGGCCUACAUUGCCAACCUGCGCAGACAGCUUGAUGGUCUUGGUAAUGAGAAGAGUAAACUGGAGGGGGAACUGAAAAACAUGCAAGGUCUGGUUGAGGACUUCAAGAUGAAGUAUGAAGACGAAAUCAACAGGCGUGGAUCUGCUGAGAAUGAGUUUGUGCUCUUGAAGAAGGAUGUCGAUGCUGCCUACAUGAACAAGGUCGAGCUGGAAGCUAAAGUGGAUGCUCUUCAGGAUGAGAUCAACUUCCUCAGGGCUGUGUAUGAAGCUGAGCUUUCUGAGCUGCAGGGCCAGGUUAAGGACACCAGUGUUGUUGUGGAGAUGGACAACAGCCGUACCCUUGAUAUGGAUGCAAUUGUGGCUGAAGUGCGUGCUCAGUAUGAAGAAAUUGCAAACCAGAGCAAGGCUGAAGCAGAGAGCUGGUACAAGCAGAAGUUUAAUGAAAUGCAGAGCUCCGCAGGACAGUAUGAGACAGACCUGCGCACAACAAAGUCUGAGAUUGCUGACCUGAAGCGUAUGAUUUCACGUCUUCAGAAUGAGAUUGAAGCCAUGAAGGCACAGAGGAGCAGCCUUGAGCUUCAGAUCACAGAGGCUGAGGAAAAGGGUGAAAAGAUGGUAAACGAUGCCAUGGCUAAGAUCAAGGAACUGGAGGAUGCUCUGAGUAGAACCAAGCUAGAGAUGGCCCGCCAGGUGCGUGACUACCAGGACCUGUUGAACAUCAAGGUCGCUCUGGACCUUGAGAUUGCCACCUACAGGAAACUGCUGGAGGGAGAAGAGUUCAGAUUGUCCAGCGGAGGACCCAGCACCAAAAUACAUGUGCAGCAGAGCUCUACAAGCUCUGGAGUAAGCAGUGGCAACAGCAGUUAUGGGUAUGGUGGCAUGUCCGGUGGUUAUGGCGGUACCAUCACUAAGUCUGCCGUCUCCACACAAAGCAGCUCCAGAAGAUUCUAUUAAAGUCUUUUAGAAGUAGAGCUACUUUUUAGACCCUUCAGAAACCUUUGAAUUUGUGCUAAAUCUCUACCCUUUCAGUAAGUAAUGCUGUCACACGUAUUCAAGAAAUGAGCUGAAAGUCCCAGAAAAUCUGCAAUUCUUAAAACGGGCAACAAUUAUGUUCUGGUCAACAACAUAUAAACAGAGGUUUUUGAAGGGCCAGGUCAGUUAGCAUGGCAAUAUUUUUUUCUUUACUGACAUCUUUUGGAAAAGGAGAAACAAAGGUUAAUGUGGAGUGAUAAAACACAUAGUUUGAUCAUAUUUACUAUGCUUCCAUCUUUUGCAACACAGGAAAAUGUGCUGCAAUUUAAUUUCUGCCCCAGACUACAACUGUAGUUUACAGUCAACCAUUAGUUGUCUUUAAAAAUCUUGUUACUCAUUCUUGUGGUCUGCAAGAUGCUUAAGUGGAGCACAUCUCUUACGAGACCUAAAAAUGGAAAAAUACAGAAUAGAAAAUGUAAUGAAUUUACAUGUUUACAUUGAAACCUUGUUACCUGAUUGGUUAUUGACUCACUCCCGUUAGCAUUGUUCAAACUCUCCUUUAGUUUUUCCUCCUGUUGCCUUUGACCUCAAAUGAAGUUAAAACCAGGUUUGCUUUAUGAAAACCAUCUCAGUGGCAUGAUGGGUGGAUGUUGCUAAUGACUGUUUAAACAUCUCAUUAAAGUGAAUCUGAGAAUAUAA